AACAGAUAAUGCGUAUUAAGUUUGCGUCGGGCGAGCAGGCGUGUUGAAAUUAAACCUAGGAUAAAAUGGAAACUAAGUUUAAAUUAUCUGUUGUUGCUGUAUAAAUCAGUGUAGUCUUAUGUCUGACUACAAUUCUAGCUCUGGUGUGGACUAUGCCCGAUUUGCCAACAACUGUUCGAAAUGAUGAAAUGUGUCUGCCGAGUGAGUUUGGUCCUCUAAAAUGUGGUUCGACGGCUGAUCUUUUACACGAGUAUCUAGAGACGAAAAUUACAAAGAAAUAUGAUGAAAUCAAAACAGAAGAUGAACAGCGACAACAGGAGUAUAUGGAUAAGAACAGAGUCCGCCUAAUGAGUAUCUACGACAAAGCAUUCUGGGAAAUGAAGCCAGCUGCCAAACUCACAGGAAACGAACAGCCUGUCAUAAGAAAAUGUAAUAUUGGUGCCGACAUGAUACCUGUAAGAGAAUGGCGUCAUGGCAGGGAACUUUACGACACAAGCGGGUUCGAAAGAUACGGCAUUCGAUACAGAAAUGGUCGUUUGGUCGUACCAGUUGAUGGCACAUAUUUUAUUUAUUCUUAUGUCGAUUUAUUUGAACCAUGUAAUCCAUCAACGGGGAAGCCUAAUGUAAAAGAUACCACUAAACCUAUUAAACAUGGCCUAUUUAAAUUUAAUAUCCUUGAUGGUGAGGAAAUGGAAUUAGUUUCAAAUGUACAACCACACACGGUUUCCAGUAACAGAUAUUUUAAUGCUUACAGUAGCUAUGUUUCGUCACUUGCAGAUCUCAAAGCUGGUGACGAGCUUUCUGUAAAGGUUAGCAAUUUGACGUAUCUAAGAUAUACCCGAGAUAAUUAUUUUGGGGUAAACUUCAUUUAGCCAUGGAGGCCCUCAUUCCACUACAUGCUUAUCCUCACCUAUGGGGGGAUACGUGCACGUCGUGGUGAGGGCACAGGUCGUCGCUGAUCUGACAGAGAUCCCCCCCCCCCAGUAAUACGAUUUUUGUUACCUGAUCUUUUAGGUCACUAUGAAAAAAAAUUCUAGUACAUGAUAUGUUUGAUGAUUUGUUUAAACAUUGCGCUUAAUGCAAAGAUUUGACAAUACGAUGUUCAUUACAGGCAAUUGGAAUACCGUUUGUUUUGAUGUAACAACGAUAGAAGUAAUAAUGUAUUUUGGCAUUGUUGUAAUUAUUCUAUGUAUAAAAUAAUACGAACAAAAAUAUAGUCCUGUUUUGUGUUAUUCAAAGAUUCAACAAUAAAAUAAUGAUUUUUCA
Molecule: messenger RNA, 1266 nt
Organism: Mercenaria mercenaria
Lineage: Eukaryota; Metazoa; Mollusca; Bivalvia; Venerida; Veneridae
Product: tumor necrosis factor ligand superfamily member 15-like
Exons: 3
Coding region: 153-872 (239 amino acids)
Biological process (GO): immune response
Cellular component (GO): membrane
Molecular function (GO): tumor necrosis factor receptor binding
Source: RefSeq, a predicted model, not a curated record